Molecule: messenger RNA, 4068 nt
Organism: Puntigrus tetrazona (Sumatra barb)
Lineage: Eukaryota; Metazoa; Chordata; Actinopteri; Cypriniformes; Cyprinidae
Product: isoleucine--tRNA ligase, cytoplasmic-like
Exons: 34
Coding region: 82-3882 (1266 amino acids)
Biological process (GO): isoleucyl-tRNA aminoacylation
Molecular function (GO): isoleucine-tRNA ligase activity; ATP binding; tRNA binding
Source: RefSeq, a predicted model, not a curated record
UGUCCGGCACCGCUCGCUGUUUCCGUCAGUUGCAUCAUUUCCGCUGUCUCUGCUCACCGGCGAGGGUCCGCAUUGGUCAGAAUGGUGGAGGCGGUGCCAGAAUCCAUCCACUUCCCGUCGGAGGAGGACAGAAUCCUGCAGCUCUGGCUGGACAAGGACUGUUUCCAGGAGUGUCUCAAACAGAGCAAGAACCGGCCGAGGUACACGUUCUACGACGGGCCUCCCUUCGCCACCGGUCUUCCUCACUAUGGUCACAUCCUGGCAGGGACCAUCAAGGACGUCGUGUCGAGGUUCGCUCAUCAGAACGGCUUCCACGUGGAGCGGCGCUUCGGCUGGGACUGUCACGGCCUGCCCGUGGAGUAUGAGAUUGAUAAAGCGCUGAAUAUCAAAGGACCGGAGGAUGUGGCUAAGAUGGGCAUAGCGGAGUACAACAAGCAGUGCAGGAGCAUCGUCAUGAGAUACGCUGACGAGUGGGAGAUGUCUGUGAGACGGAUGGGCCGCUGGAUUGACUUCAGGAACGACUAUAAGACUCUGUACCCGUGGUUCAUGGAGACCGUGUGGUGGGUGUUCAAGCAGCUGUAUGAUAAGGGUCUGGUCUACAGAGGGGUGAAGGUCAUGCCCUUCUCCACCGCCUGCAACACGCCCCUGUCUAACUUUGAGGCCAAUCAGAACUACAAGGAUGUUCAGGACCCGUCUGUGAUCGUCACCUUCCCUCUGCUGGAGGACGAGGAGGUCAGCUUCCUCGCCUGGACCACCACACCGUGGACCCUGCCCAGCAACCUGGCCCUCUGCGUCAACCCCGACCUCACCUACGUCAGGGUCAAAGAUAACAGCUCACACAAGAUCUACAUCAUGAUGGAGGCCAGACUCGUGGCUCUCUUCAAAUCUGACUCGGAGUACACCAUCCUGGACAAAUUUCCUGGCAAGACCCUGAAGGGCAAAAAAUACAAGCCUCUGUUUGAGUACUUCAUCAAGUGUCAGGAGACCGGAGCGUUCUCGGUGGUGAUGGAUAACUACGUGCGUGAUGACGACGGCACAGGAGUGGUCCAUCAGGCCCCUUACUUUGGAGCUGAUGAUUACCGCGUCUGCAUGGACUAUAAGAUCAUCCAGAGAGACUCUGCUCCCAUCUGCCCCGUGGACUCCUCCGGCGUCUUCACUGCAGAGGUCACUCACUUCGCCGGUCAGUACGUGAAGGAUGCAGACAAGAACAUAAUCAAGUGGCUGAAGGAGAAUGGGCGUCUGGUGAGCUCCAGCUCGUUCAAGCACAGCUACCCUUUCUGCUGGAGGUCGGACACGCCGCUGAUCUAUAAAGCAGUGCCCAGCUGGUUUGUGAGGGUGGAGCACAUGGUGGAGAAGCUUCUGGACAACAACAGCAAAUGCUACUGGGUUCCUGAGUUCGUGAAAGAGAAGCGCUUUGGCAAUUGGUUGAGGGAUGCUCGAGACUGGGCGGUCUCUCGAAACCGUUACUGGGGGACGCCUAUCCCGCUGUGGGUCAGCGACGAUUACGAAGAGGUGGUGUGUGUGGGCUCCAUGGCUGAGCUGGAGGAGCUGACAGGAACCAAAGUUUCUGAUCUUCACAGAGAGAGCAUUGACGGCCUGACCAUCCCGUCCCGCUGUGGGAAGGGCCAGCUCAAGAGGGUCUCGGAGGUCUUUGACUGCUGGUUCGAGAGCGGCAGUAUGCCCUACGCCCAGGUGCACUACCCGUUUGAGAACAGGCGGGAGUUUGAGGACGCCUUCCCAGCCGAUUUCAUCGCUGAGGGCAUCGACCAGACCAGAGGAUGGUUCUACACGCUGCUGGUUCUCUCCACCGCUCUGUUCGGGAAGCCUCCGUUCAAGAACGUGAUUGUGAACGGCCUGGUUCUGGCGAGUGACGGACAGAAAAUGAGCAAGCGUAAGAAGAAUUAUCCUGACCCCGGCCUGAUUGUGAAGAACUACGGCGCUGACGCGCUCCGACUGUAUCUGAUCAACUCCCCCGUGGUCCGCGCCGAGAACCUGCGCUUCAAAGAAGAAGGCGUUCGAGACGUGCUCAAAGACGUCUUCCUGCCCUGGUACAACGCCUACCGCUUCCUGGUGCAGAAUGUCCAGAGACUGCAGAAGGAAGAGGCCAUCGAGUUCCUGUACAACGAGAGCACGGCCAGCGUGAGCGACAACAUCAUGGAUAAAUGGAUCCAGUCUUUCACUCAGUCCCUCAUUCAGUUCUUCAGAGACGAGAUGGGAGCCUACAGACUCUAUACCGUGGUUCCCAAACUUGUCAAGUUCGUGGACAUGCUCACCAACUGGUACGUGCGGACGAACCGCAGGCGGCUGAAGGGUGAGAGUGGUACUGAAGACUGCAUGCGGGCCCUGGAGACCCUCUUCAGUGUGCUUUUCUCCAUGUGCAGACUGAUGGCUCCUUUCACGCCGUUCAUAACGGAGCUGAUGUACCAGAACCUGCGUCAUCUGAUCGACCCGGCGUCGGUGGAGGAGAAGGACGCGGGGAGCAUCCACUACCUCAUGCUGCCUCAUGUCAGGUGCACAGACUCGAUUGACAAGCGCAUCGAGAGCGCCGUGUCUCGGAUGCAGUCGGUCAUCGAGCUGGGCCGUGUGAUCCGGGACAGGAAGACUCUGCCGGUGAAGUACCCGCUGAAGGAGGUGGUGGUGAUCCAUCAGGACCCAGAGGCGCUCAGAGACAUCCAGUCCCUGCAGAAGUACAUCCUGGAGGAGCUGAAUGUCCGCCAGCUCACUCUGUCCACUGACAAGGACAAAUAUGGCAUUCGUCUGCGAGCUGAACCCGAUCACAUGGUGCUGGGCAAACGGCUGAAAGGGGCAUUUAAAUCCGUGACUGCUUCCAUCAAAGAGCUGAAGAGUGAAGAGCUGGAGAUCUUCCAGAGGACAGGGUCCAUCGUGGUGGACGGUCACGAGCUGCUGGAGGACGACCUGCGUCUGAUGUACAGCUUCGAUCAGAGCUCAGGAACGCCGGCUCAGUACGAGGCUCACUCGGACGCUCAGGUGCUGGUUCUUCUGGACGUCACGCCCGAUCAGGCCAUGCAGGACGAGGGUGUGGCCCGAGAGGUCAUCAACCGCAUCCAGAAGCUGCGCAAGAAGGGUCACCUGGUCCCGUCGGAUGAGAUCACGGUGUAUUACAGCAGUCAGCCGGCGGGAGAAUACCUGGAUAAAGUGAUCCGAGCACACACUGACUUCAUACUGGCCACCACUAAAGCUCCUCUCAAGCCCUAUCCUGUGGCCCAGAGCUCCAGCGUGAUCGUCCAGGAGAAAACACAGCUCAAGGGCUCGGACCUGGACUUGACCAUCGUUAGAGGGUCCGGCGUCUCCAGAGCGCCUCUGACCUCCGCCGCCUGCGCCUUCGUCAACCUCAGGGUCACUCUCAAGGACAAACAGCAAGAGGGGGUGAUCCUGCUGGAGAACCCCAGGGGUGACGACACGCUGGACGUGGAGCGGCUCAAGAGCGUCUGCUGUAGUGUGUUCGGACUCAACGGUGCACCUGUGACCAUAUUCAGCGGGAGGACAGCGCUGACCGCUGGGACUGACCUGAUGUCCCUGAGCGGGAAAACGCUGACGGUGACCUCGGGUUCGAGUCCCGCAGACGUGAGCGGCUCCGACCCUCCUCUGUGUCCGUAUGUGAACCUGCAGCUCGUGAACGCCAGUCCAGCCGGUGCUGUCAGACCGGAAGUGGCCACGCUGCUCUUGAUGAACCCAGCGGGGAAGAACGCCUUGCUCUUCCCGAUCUGCUGCGAAGCGGCUAAAGUCUUCGGCCUGAGAGGAAGGAAGCUGCGGCUGUACCUGAACGAGGAGCUGACAGACGAGCUGGAGGCGUCUUCUCUGCACUCUCUGAACACCAAGACCCUCUACGUGAAGGUUCUUCCUACAACAGCAGAAGCUUAACCAGACCAGACCUGCGUCCUGAUGAAGAUCUGAUCCGAUCAUGUUUGGUGUUUGUAAUGGAAACAGGGAAGGUCAAAUAACUCAGAUUUCAUGUAUGUUGGUUGAUCAAGUAAAGUUUAUAACUGGAUCUGUACUCUGUGGGUUUCUGUUGGGAAGCUUUGAAUAAAACUUGAGAUGCAGGUAAAA